AUGUCUAUCGCUACUUUGAGAACGUCCUAUUUGGCCGCCUCACUCGCUUCAGUUUCUAGGAGUAUGUUGAAACAACAGGUGCCUAUCAAGAGCCAAUAUGCUGCUACCAACUCGCCUCCACCUCCAGAAGGAUUUAUGCCUGGAGUUGCCAAUUCCAAAUUCAUCAGGAAUACACACCACGAGGCUCUUAGGAAUCCAGAGCUGGCUGGCGUCGCCAAUGGGGAAACCAAGAAAAUGAAUACGUUCCAGGCUAUUAAUGAUGCCAUGAGCAUUGCUUUGGCUACUGAUGACACUGCCUGCGUCUUUGGAGAAGAUGUGGCCUUUGGCGGUGUGUUCCGUUGCACCAUGGGCUUAGCAGAAAUGUUUGGCCGCGACAGGGUUUUUAAUACUCCUCUGUCUGAACAGGGUAUUGCUGGUUUUGGUAUCGGUAUGGCUGCUAUGGGUUCGACCGCCAUUGCUGAGAUCCAGUUUGCUGAUUAUAUCUUCCCUGCCUUUGACCAGUUGGUAAAUGAAGCUGCUAAGUAUCGCUACCGCUCUGGUGGAGAGUUCGACGUUGGUGGGUUGUGCAUCCGUACGCCCUGUGGUGCAGUUGGACACGGUGGUCAUUACCACUCUCAGAGCCCUGAAGCAUACUUUGCUCACACUCCUGGUCUUAAAGUUGUGAUCCCUCGCAGUCCCAUCCAGGCUAAGGGCUUACUUCUUGCAUCAGUCCGCGAUCGUAACCCUGUCAUUUUCAUGGAGCCCAAGAUCCUUUACCGUGCCGCAGUUGAAAUGGUUCCAGUAGGUGACUAUGAGCUACCAUUGGGCAAGGCAGAGAUUCUAACUCAGGGCAAGGACUUGACUGUUGUUGGAUGGGGAGCUCAGCUCUAUGUUCUUGAAAAUGCCAUCCAGCUUGCUCAGAAGAAGAUGCCAGGUCUGUCUGUUGAAUUGAUCGAUCUCCGUUCGAUUUUGCCAUGGGAUGUAGAGACUGUCUGCAACUCUGUUAACAAAACAGGACGUCUCCUAAUUGCUCACGAGGCUCCCAAGACACAAGGCUUUGCCGCCGAAAUCGCCACAACUGUUAUGGAGAGAUGCUUUUUGCGUCUGGAAGCCCCCAUUCAAAGACUCUGCUCCUAUGAUACUCCUUUCCCUUUAAUUUUCGAAAAGUUCCACGUCCCCGACAUGAUCCGUUGCGCCGAAGGCAUUGAACGUGCAAUGAAGUUUUAA
This is a messenger RNA of Lobosporangium transversale, 1206 nucleotides long. RefSeq names its product Thiamin diphosphate-binding protein. The coding region runs from base 1 to 1206 and encodes 401 amino acids. Gene Ontology annotation, biological process: response to nutrient; branched-chain amino acid catabolic process. Gene Ontology annotation, molecular function: catalytic activity. The transcript has 7 exons. The record is from RefSeq and is a predicted model, not a curated record. NCBI's taxonomy places the organism in Eukaryota, Fungi, Mortierellomycota, Mortierellomycetes, Mortierellales, Mortierellaceae.